AUGGCUUCUUCUAGUGGAUUAACUUUACAAUCAAGCUUUGUCUCAGCGAGAGCAAGACUCGAUUCCGUCUCCAGGCCCAGAAAAUCUCAGUUCUCUUGUCCUUCUCUUUCAAGACCUAGAAACUCGAGUCUCUCUGUUUGUUGUUCCAUGGGUUCCUCUGCUUCUUCUCAGAAACCAGACAACCUGCAAGAAGCUGAGAAGAGUGGCUUUACUUCUCUAAGCGAAGACGAAUGGAAGAAACGGCUCACACCAGAACAAUAUUACGUCACCAGACAAAAGGGAACAGAGAGAGCUUUCACUGGAGUGUAUUGUAACACAAAGACCCCAGGAGUAUACAAUUGUGUAUGUUGUGACACACCUCUCUUUGACUCAUCGACGAAGUUUGAUAGUGGAACAGGGUGGCCAUCUUAUUACAAAACAAUUGGAAACAAUGUGAAGACGAAGCUUGACCUAUCUAUCAUCUUCAUGCCUAGACAAGAAGUUGUCUGCGCUGUUUGUAACGCCCAUCUUGGUCAUGUCUUUGAUGACGGUCCACGCCCAACCGGAAAACGAUUUUGCAUCAACAGUGCUGCUCUGAAAUUUGAGGCAUCGGAGAGAGCAAGAGACUGA
Microthlaspi erraticum is the source of this 609-nucleotide messenger RNA. The record is from the annotation of a GenBank genome assembly. Lineage: Eukaryota; Viridiplantae; Streptophyta; Magnoliopsida; Brassicales; Brassicaceae.